AUGGGAAUUGGGGACACAAGUGUGAAAGUUGGUGUUCGUGUUCGACCAUUGUCAGACAGUGAAGUGAAUGACGGGAGUUCGACCUGUUUGUCAUAUCCAAAUGAAGAAAAUCAGCUAAUAAUUGGAAAUGACAGGCUUUUUGGCUUUGACUAUGUUUUCAAAGAAACAGAUUCUCAAGAGCAUGUUUACAAAAAGGCUGCACUUCCAAUGGUUGAAAAUAUUCUAAAAGGAUAUAAUGCUACUCUGUUUGCCUAUGGUCAAACUGGAAGUGGAAAACAUAUACAAUGGGUACAUGUAUCUCCGAAAGAUUUAUUUGAGAAAAUGCCAAAUUAUGAGUAUGAGUACACAGUGAAGGUUUCAUUCCUGGAGAUAUAUAAAGAGGAUAUACAUGAUCUGUUAGGCGAAGAUGUAUCUGCAUCCUUACAAAUACGUGAAGAGAAUCAACUUGUUAAGAUAACAGAGAUGGAUGGGGAGAAUACAGGAGGUACAUUAACAGUUAAAUUACAUUUAGUCGACCUAGCUGGCUCUGAACGAAUUAAGAAAACACAUGCUGAAGGUGACCGACUUAAAGAAGGUAUCGAUAUAAAUAGAGGAUUGCUUGCCCUUGGUAAUGUAAUAAGUGCUUUAUGCGAACGGGACGCAAAGAAACGAUCGCAUAUUCCAUAUCGCGAUCCACGUUUAACUCGCCUACUUCAAGAUUCGUUGGGCGGGAAUAGUACCACAUUAAUGCUUGCUUGUGUUAGUCCUGCAGAUAUAAAUAUGGAAGAGACAUUGAACACACUUCGAUAUGCAGAUCGAGCACGUUUAAUUAAAAAUAAACCAAUUUUAAAUCGUGCUGAUCCUAAAGAUGCUGAACUUGCUAAACUGCGUGUUUUGGUUGCUCAAUUACAAGCACGAUUAGCUAACGAAUUAGUUACAAAUCUCAUGAAUAAAAAUAAAAAGUUAGAGAAUAGUCCGUUUACUACGGAUGACGAAUUUAAAAAUGUUGAAGCUGAAUGCAGUUUACCUUUUACGGUAGUGACUGAUAUUAAUAUGAAAGACGUUCAAUCUCGUCUUCAAGCCGCUAAUGAAAACAUUGACCAAUUAAAAAUAGAAAAUGCUCAACUACGAGAUGCUAGUAAAAUUCAGCACGAUAAAUUAUUGACGAUAAGAUCAUUGAUUACAAAUAGUCCGUUUACUACGGAUGACGAAUUUAAAAAUGUUGAAGCUGAAUGCAGUUUACCUUUUACGGUAGUGACUGAUAUUAAUUCAAAAUCUAAUGCAGAUUCACAUACACAUCGAUGUAAAUGCCGAGGGACAUGUCAAGCACGGUGUAGUUGUAGACGUUCUGGUCGUCCGUGUGUCCCAUUGCGUUGUUACUGCAUUUCUGGUGUAUGCAAAAACCGUUUAGAUUCAUCAUCACAAGACAGUCAAAUAGUUAUGGGACCACCAUCUGGAUUACCCGUUAUAUUACGUCCAAAACGUAAAACUCGUGCAUUACAAUUAAAUAAAAUCUCCAACUGACAAUUCACAACUAUAUGACGGUGGGUCACUUCGUUAUUUAUGGCCUAAAAAUCGUUUAUCUUAUUUUCCCAGUCCACUAUUGCGUUCAGACAGAUAAACGUUUUCUACCGGCCAAAAAUCUCCCAGAAAUGUACUUCACCAUCCUGUCUACAUUGGUUUCCUUUCUUAGUUUAGAACACUUGUACGUGGUUUCUGUGUGUGGACGCUAUUAUUUUAUCUCUUUCCCCUUCUUCUAUGCAGUUUAUAUAUAUAUUUGUUGCUUACGAUAGAACCAGUAGGAUAACAUUAAUUUGUGUGUUGUGUUUUGCUUCUUUAUUUUUCACAAUCGUAGUCCAUUUCAUUUUAGCUUCGAUAUCGUUUCCUAUUUUUCUCCGGAACAUAUUUACUCGACAUCACCUAGCCAAAACGGGGAGUCGACAAGCUACGUCCUCCGUUUAUCUGGUGACUAGAUGGCUAGUUCUCGUGGACUGAGGGGUGUGUUGACCUGACACUGAGUACGAGGGCACAUCAAGCACUAUUAGAAAGGAUCCCCGUUGACAGUCGCCUGUGUGCUGUUCGCCUAAACUUCCCCGUAAGAACUUGCAAAUAUAGAGAAAUACGCUGUUGUCUUUUUGUCAUUUCUGCCUGCAUUCCAACUGACUGCAGCCUGGUUGAAUUAAAAGAUGACUUUUACAGAAAGCUUUCUGAACUUCUUUGAAAAGCUGAACACUUAGAUAUAGUACUCGUAGCAAGUGACUUUUAUGCCCAGGUAUGUUGCUUCAACCAAUCGGAAAGACAUUUAGGUGAGUAUUUUGGUAUUCCGGCUCAGAGAACCGAUGGUGGUGACCGUCUGUUGCAACUACGCUUAGACAGUCGUUUACUUCUAACAAGCACUAAUUCAAGCAUAAGGAGGGACAUCCUCUAGCAUGGAGUCCCCCUACAUUAAACCAACUAUAAACUCGAAUAGAUCAUAUUUCGAUUAGUCAUCGUUGGAGAAACUCGAUAGAAGAUUGCCGCUCGUUAUGAACUCUGAUUGUGCAGUAUUAGGAGCUAUUCAGACUAAUAAAAGAAACCGGACAAUCGCUGGAAAAGACGACACGCUUGUCUGCCGUCAGUCCAGAAGUUUAGGAAGAUCAGCGGAACACUAAAGAACAAUUCAACUGACCUUCACCUACCCACGAUUCUCAAACAGCCCGAAAGGAAUAUUGAAACAGGCCCAUGAGACUGACGAAAGUUUAAAAAGCUUUGGCUAAUCUGAAACAAGUAGGAGCAGAUGGAUUAAUUCCUAUGGGCUUUAAGAGUGCUGGUUCAGUUUUAGAGAUUAGGUUGACUAAUAAUAGCUAGAAUCUAGGAACUGGACGUAAUCCCAUCUGAAUGGUCCCAAUAUAUAAGAAGGGGUCAAGAUCAUAUUGUGAUAGCCACAAAGGGAUUGGUUUGACUAAAAUAGCAUCUAAAAUACUAGCCUCAGUAAUUAUCGGGCGCCUAACCUAGUACACAAGUAUGCUUGUCGGCGUCCGAUAAUGGUCGUCUUUGUUGACUUGGUAGCAACAUUUGACUCUGUAAACCGAGAGUUACUUUGACAAUGUCCGUCAUUGAAAGGUGUAUCUCCGAAGUACAUAAACCUUGUGAAGGCUCUUUACUCAAACACUAUCAGUCGAGUGAGAGCUUAUAGCGAACUGUCAUCUGAAUUUGCGACCUCAAAUGGUAUCCUUCAAGGCUGUCCACAGUCUCCAUUUUUGUUGAACUUAAUCACAGACCUACUGCUGGGAAUGACGUUCUCGUCGACUGAAUUCUCCUGCAUUGAUCUGUUUCCAGAAGUUAUACUCAUCGACUUAGAAAACUCAGAUAAUAUAGUUCUGUUUGGUGAAGACGCUGAUAAAGUGCGGAGUCUUUUGGUAGCAUUGAGCAACAAU
Messenger RNA from Schistosoma mattheei, 3395 nucleotides. The record is from the annotation of a GenBank genome assembly. Lineage: Eukaryota; Metazoa; Platyhelminthes; Trematoda; Strigeidida; Schistosomatidae.